GGGUGAGGUUCCCCCCUCCUCUUAUGGUUUCAACCUAGGACGGAAACUUUGUGUAGACUAAAGUAGCAGCUUGCUAGAGUUGAACUUCACAGACGCUAGAGUCAUUUUCAGUCACUCUGGUUGCAUCAUGCUGAAACUAAUUAAAAAGAAAAUCUGGAUAUUUUAACUUAUCUACAUGGCUGUGAUGUGAAUUUGUCCCUUCAAUGAAGCUGAGUAAAUUUACUUAAAUUUAAGCACUUAGGUAUUAAAAAAAUACCAAACUUUUUUAAGUAUUAGAAAUCUGCUGUAGGUGGUGCAGUACCUUGCUCUGUCGAUAGAGGCCCCUCACGUGUUUCAAUUUCUGUUCAAAAUUCCCAAAAAAAAACAAAAAACAGCUGUUAAAGUCCCCUGGGCCAUGUUAUGCAAUUUUCACUGAAAUAACCUUGCAUGUGUUAGCAAUGACAAAAAGAAGUACUCUGAUCAUGAAAGUCAUACCACAGAGUGAAACACUCCAUCACAGAAAAUUAUACAUAAAUAUCAAAAAUGCCCCCACAUUUGUGUGAGAGUGUAUUAUGAGAAUAUAUUAUUAUUAUGUUGUGUAAUAGCUUAUGAGAGCGGCUCAUUCAAAAUACUGUUAGGUAGUUAUAUUAAUAAUAUAAAUGUGUCAUACUUUACCACAUGUUUUGAAUCCAAACCUACAAACCAACUAGUAAAGCUGUCACAUAAAUGUAGCACAGUAAAAAGGUAUAAUAUUACCCUCUGAAAUGUACUUCAAAAUUCUACUUGAGUAGUUCAUUUUUAGCCCUCAUGUACACCUGAAGAAAAACCAGUUCUAUGUGCAUUAUGUUCCCAUGCGAAUGCAGCAUUGUUUAUGUUGUUAUUAGUGUUAUUUAUGAAGACUUGUUCUCCGGUGUUGUAGAUGCUGCAGGGUAUGUGGCCAGAGGAAAAAACAAACAGCACCAGAGGACAUAUCUGAAAUGAUUUAGAGGUAGUUAAAACAUUAUGAAGUAGUUAACAAAAAGGUGGCAGGUGUGCUAAUGAAAAGAGGUGUGUAAGCACAUUCAGUCUUAGUACAUUAAUCGUGCCUCAUAUAGUCAAAGGGGAACAAUAUUUACAUAACACAAGCCCCAUGCUUACUCGUUGUUUUAUUCUUAAGCAAAUACACAUGUACAAUACAUGCAAGUAAACCUGUUCUUCCUUUGUCUUCUCCUGCGAUAGUCUGGCACGCAAGGUAAAUGUUUGUAGGAGGAGCUUGUAAUGAAUUACGCCUUCAGCUUCGCAGGUUUAGGUUGCUGCCUCUGUCCUCAGCGCUCACUUGUUGCCCAGGAACUUGUACCAUGCGUGAGGGCGAUGGGCCAUGGGACUCCUGAUAAUAUGAACUGGGCUGGACUACUGCAGAAUCUGCUGGUUGCGGUCCAUCUCCGACAGAUCUUAUGUGACUCUGUCUGGUUUUCUAUCCCAGAGGAACAAGAGCCUGGUAUUCUGGCUGGGUCACUUAGUAAACACUUUCCACCUCCAUACCAGCUCCUGACCCAGGAGUAUUUGUGGAUGGACAAAAACACGGGCAAUUUCUACACCACUGAACAAAAGAUGGAUCGUGAGACCCUCUGCCCCGAGGAGACAGGAGCUGAAGAAUGCAUUAUUCUACACAAUGCUAUCGUGGGGCCCUCAGGAGACCUUAUACAGUUUCCUGUGAUCAUAGAAGACAUCAAUGACAAUGCACCUCAUUUUGAAAACAGUGAAAUACACCUGAAAGUGUCUGAGGACGUAACUGUUGGGACUAGUUUCUUACUGGAUGACCAGGCUCAGGACAGGGAUGCUGGACAUAACGGCAAGCUGCAUUACCACCUGGAAGAUUCUGAUGGUGUUUUCAGAAUAAAAGUUGAGAAAGACGGGCCUGUCAUCAUGCUGGUUGUGCAAACAGCUCUGGAUAGGGAGACUCGGGACCUGUAUCACAUGGCGCUGGUGGCCACCGACCGCGGCUCAGACCCUUUAAGUGCUACAGCAACGUUAAUAGUCACAGUGACAGAUGUUAAUGACAACUGUCCAAGCUUUAGCUCUGACAGCGCCCGCAAUGUCACCAUCCCCGGAGACUCUAGGAAGAACAUGCUGGUUGCUCAGGUCAAAGCCACAGACCCAGAUUCAGGCCCGAAUGCUGCCAUCGUUUACUCCCUCAGUCCCAAAGUCUCUAAGCGCGCCAAGAAGCUUUUUAGCCUUGACAGUCUCACUGGGUACAUCAGACUAACACAGGACCUCCAGAGUGACAACUCAGAGGACCUACUGUUAAAAGUGUUAGCUAGCGGCCAUCACUGCCCCCCAGCAGACACUCAGGUAACCGUAUCUGUGCUCCCCAAGGCGAACCAAGAGCUGACGAUCAAGAUCGGGUUCAUAGCAGAGCAUCAAAACCAAACGAUGGUGUUACCAGAGAACCAGCCCCCUACCGUCUUAGCCGUUUUAGAGCUUGAGGGUGACAGCAGCUUUAAAGACACAUCUCUUGCCAUUGAGAACGAAGUGCCUUUCACUUUGAGUCCACAGAAUGGCAAAUAUCUGCUUUCCACAUCAAAGCCCCUAGACUAUGAGACGAAAAGUGAACAUCAUAUUUCAGUGGUAGCGCAUGCGAGAUCAGCAGAAGGCACUGUGAUCGCUCCUUCCAGGCGUGUGAUGAGAGUUAUGGUGUCAGAUGUCAAUGAUAAUGCGCCACAUUUCCUCCAGCCUCACUAUCAGCUGGAGGUGGAGGAAAACAACCAGCCAGGAAAGCCUCUGCUGCAGGUCUUGGCUUUAGAUGCAGACAGUGGAUCCAGUGGCAGAGUUACCUACAGGCUGGACAAACACACAUCUACCGUCUUUAACAUUGACCCUGUGACAGGUCAACUGUCUGUAUCAGCCUCUCUGGAUAGGGAACAGCAGGAUGUACACAAACUCACUGUGUUUGCAAGAGAUAGCGGCUCUCCUCCCUUGGAGUCAGUGGCCACUGUAUCUAUUCGUGUUCUGGACCAGAAUGACAAUGCACCUGUUUUCCUAACACCUCACUUUCUCUUUUUUAUUCCUGAGAGUGUACCACCAUUUGCCCAGGUGGGGGGACUAGGGGUGACAGACCCAGAUGAAGGGAAGAAUGGGAACACAGAGUUGCAUCUUGUAAACAGCAGCGGACCCUUUGUUGUGGAUAACACUCAGGGGACACUGCGAACCACUACCAACUUGGACCGCGAGACACAGGACCGCUAUGAACUCUACCUGCUGGCCAGCGAUCAUGGGCACCCAGUUUCUUUGACUUCCACUGCCAGGGUAACCAUCUUUGUGGAGGACAUCAAUGACAACCAGCCGAAAGUGAUCCUUCCAAGCAGCAACUCCUCAUGCCUGACGGUCUCUCCAGAAACCACUGAAGGCACCAUGGUAACAAAGAUCUAUGCCGUAGACGAGGACUCUGGGCUGAAUUCGGAGAUUACAUACACUGUUGUGGCACCAGAGCCAGUGCAAAAUAGCAGCCCCUUCCGGGUGGAUUCAAGAUCAGGGAAUAUCACCGUAGCUCAGCAACUUCUACAGCAGGACCUACGAAUGCAUCACCUGUUCAUUGUGGUCAGAGAUGGGGGGAAACCUGCUCCACUUUAUACCACUGUCUGGGUUAAUCUGUGGGUCAAUGAGAGCAUGGAGCCCUGCCACUUGGACAGGGCACCCACCUGGACAGGGACACCUGACUUGUUUCAAACCCCCUCAAAGGCCCCCAUCUGUGAGGUGGAGGACACCAGAUCUGCUCAGCUGAUACUGUUAGUAGGCCUUGGCAUGAUGCUGGCAUCCAUAUGCUUGCUCGUGGUGACAGCUGUUUUGUACCUGAAACAGAGGAGAGUAAGUCCACAACAGAACAAGAGGGUUGACAAUGCUGAAAAUGAGAUUCCACUCAGGCUCAUGGACAAAUAUUAUUCUGAUGACUAACAGAGAUGCAUGUAAUACUCACUCACAUUCUGUCAAGGAUGAAAUAACUCUGUGAAUUAAAGAUAUUUUGAAUUUUUGUCAAAUGCUCCUUGUAUUUGAAUAACAACAUUUGUUAAAUUAUUUGGAUACGCAGUUUACUCAAGCAUUUGUCAACAGCAAAACUGCACAAUUUUCGAAUUCAAGUGAUCCAUUUUCAGAUAAAGAUCGCUGCAAGUUACCAGGAAAGCAUUGAAAUGGUAUUCUG
Molecule: messenger RNA, 4153 nt
Organism: Larimichthys crocea (large yellow croaker)
Lineage: Eukaryota; Metazoa; Chordata; Actinopteri; Sciaenidae
Gene: pcdh20l
Product: protocadherin 20-like
Exons: 2
Coding region: 1237-3909 (890 amino acids)
Biological process (GO): homophilic cell-cell adhesion
Cellular component (GO): plasma membrane
Molecular function (GO): calcium ion binding
Source: RefSeq, a predicted model, not a curated record